Uloborus diversus is the source of this 453-nucleotide messenger RNA. RefSeq lists its product as uncharacterized. Bases 1 to 453 code for a protein of 150 amino acids. Gene Ontology annotation, molecular function: sequence-specific DNA binding. The record is from RefSeq and is a predicted model, not a curated record. Gene Ontology annotation, biological process: snRNA transcription by RNA polymerase II; snRNA transcription by RNA polymerase III. The transcript has 4 exons. NCBI's taxonomy places the organism in Eukaryota, Metazoa, Arthropoda, Arachnida, Araneae, Uloboridae. Gene Ontology annotation, cellular component: snRNA-activating protein complex.
AUGAGCAAAAAAGCGCAUGGGUUUAUAACAGAUGCUAAGAAACUAGUUGGUGCUUUUGUUGCAAAAAACAACUCUGACUUUACAGUUUUUGCUGAUGUUUGGAAAAAGCAAAAUUUUUCCAUGGUUUUUCUUGGACGUCCUAAUGAAAAAGAAUUGUUAGAAUUCAGUAGAAGGAUCCUUCAAAUAACCAUGGAGCUAUUCUAUGAUUCAAAAGCAGAUGAGACUAAAGUAGGAUAUCUGUUCUUGCUUUAUGGACUUGUUCGAUAUCAACCAAUUAACCCACCAAUCAAGGCUCGUGUUACUCUGGAGCAUUGGGAACACAUUGAAAAGUUACGUGAUGAUGCAGAAGCCAAGAAAAAUACAAGUGUACUUUUUGUCAUCAGAUAUUUGAUUCGUAGUGGAUUUGAUUUUGUUGCUACCCCCAACACUGGUAAUUUCUCUUUUUAUUAUUAA